Archocentrus centrarchus (flier cichlid) is the source of this 3285-nucleotide messenger RNA. It is a transcript of the gene fam149b1, whose product is annotated as family with sequence similarity 149 member B1. The record is from RefSeq and is a predicted model, not a curated record. The transcript has 16 exons. Gene Ontology annotation, biological process: protein localization to cilium; cilium assembly. The coding region runs from base 383 to 2434 and encodes 683 amino acids. Lineage: Eukaryota; Metazoa; Chordata; Actinopteri; Cichliformes; Cichlidae.
AUAUAUAUAUAUAUAUAUACAUAUGUAUAUAUAUUUAUAUACAUAUAUGUAUAUAGAGAGAAAUGUAGUUAAAAAUGAACUUCUGGGGUAAACAACAUGUGUAUUUAGUGUAGCAAGAUUAAUUUUAUGUGGGAAUGUAGAAACUAUACAAUGCUAUCUGUGCCUUUUUUUUGUAAUCUGGCCGCCCAUGUAACAGCAGCUAGCUUAUUUUUGGACAUAGCUUAGCGGCAGUGGUUAGAAACAGCGACUGUAUCCAGAGUAUCUGCGGGCGAAUGUUAGAGGAAAUGUCAGAGCUCCAUCUGAACUGUUCGCUGAGAGUCCUGGAAGCCGAGGCGAGAAUGAAAGAACAGGGCUUGAGCAUAUAAGACGGAGGCAAAGGAGAAUGAUUUCACGGUACAACCGGAGACCUGUAUCGCACAAACUCGAGAUUCGUGGGUUGUCUCGAAGCAGCCUUGACCACCAUCCUCUCCCAGAAGAAGCAAACGAUAACCAAACGCCUCGGUGCUACCUCCAUGACCUGCAGGAAGCUGCCUCCGCACACAACAGCUCAGAGACAUCUGCUGCCUCGGGCCACUCUCAGUGUCCCACUGUCAUCUCAGUAGACCCCAACCAGUCCUGGUCAGGUAUUCACAGCUCCACAGGUACUGGGAUCUCCACCGAGAGGAGUUCUGUUUUCUCCUGGGGCUACGAUGAGUUUGACAAGGCAGCAUCACGGCAGGUGCAGAAGAUGUUUGAGGAGAUCGACAAAGAGAUGUACGAGGGAAGGGGCAGCGGGGGAGGGAUACUCCAGGGGCUGCAAGAUGAAUGUCAGCAGUGGGCCACACGUUUCCCUCAUCUUCGUAUCCUGGGGACUCAGCUGCUGUGUCCCAGUGAUGAGGGCUUCCAGUGGUAUACUACCUCAGGGGAAGGCAGCUCUUCUGGCAGGCCGCCAGCAGGCAAAGAAAGCAAUGUGAAGCCCCGGGAGAAAGAUAAGGGAGGCAAAGAGUUGAACGUGCAGGGCAGGAGAGCGGCUCUGGUCAGGUCCAACUCACCAGACUUGGAUGGGCAGCCUGGUACCUCCAGUGGCACCAGUAGCCAUGACAAGCAGAGAGUGAUUGAAGUAGAGGGUCAGAUGGAGGAGUACCUGGCUUUUGAUAGCACAGACUUGGAGGAUGACCAGUGGGAACAGGAUUGCUCGGAGUCAGGUCGGAGGCAUCACUGUCUGCCCCCAGUCUCACCAUACCGGUGUCGCCGUCAAGCCGUUCUCGAUCUGCUGUUUGAUGAUAUGUGGUGGCAGCUGGUUGGCUGGAUGAAAGAGCUGGUUCAACGCCACUGGGAAUGCUACACUUUGCAUGAUGAAAAGAUUUCUGGGAACUUGAGCCCCGUGCAGCAAGACUCCCAGAAUCCCUUUAUGCUGCUCUCCUCACUGCCCACGAUGCUGCCCAAACUUGGCCAGAGCCGGGUACCCCCACUCGCUGCUGGCCUGCAGUUCCAGAAUGCAAAGUCAAGGGGCUCAAAGCACAAGUCCAGACGGAAAUCCAAAAAGCAGAAAAGACCUUCCAGUGCUGGAAGGGUCCCAGGAGGAGCGGCAGCGACUCAGCACAACCUGAACGACCUCAUUGUGAUCCACAGCAUCCCCCUGCAGCAGAGGAACCUUGGUGCGCUGGAUAGAAGCCAGGAGCCAGAAGAGCGUGCGUCUCACAGACCAGGAUCCAGCGCGGUCCCCUCCAACAAACCUCGCCCUCGCCGACCCCUGGAGCAGAGCUCUUCCUCGCUGUCCCGCUCGGCACAGUCGGCUCGACGCAGGAACCCUCCUCCCCGAACCCUCCUGCCUCUUGUUCCCAAUCUGAGUCAGUCUAGCGCAGUGGGAUCCAUGGAUGAGGUCAUCCGCGGGACACGUCUACCCACGGCCAGUGACCGACUGACCUCUCCACCAUUGCCUCUGAGCAGAAACACACUCCUUCCCCCCAUUAGCACUGGGGACCCAGACUCAUCUUACUCAGGGCAGCCAUCUAGAACUGCACAGCGCCAGAAGGGGCCGUCCAGCCGCGCCCACAGUGCUAUAAAUGACGAAGCUGGCAGGUCAAUUCCGAGGGAUCGUCACCACCUACUGGAUGUUUUCUCUCGCCCCAACACAACUCACACAUACAGGUCGGACACUCCGUACCGUCGAUCCUUCACAGUAUUGGACAACAUUGGGCAGGGGCGACCAGGCAGGGCCUCUGUGGGCACAGACUCUCUCGGAAUCGGUGUGACCGGCAUCAGUCUUGGCAUUAGCAGCUCGUCUUUCUUGGACUCAUUUUCCCACCACCCCUUGGGGCACUCGCCCAUCAAAGACGAAGAGGAGCCAGACCCACAAGCCCCUGUCCCAGCUCCACCGGUGCCUGCGUCUGUCCCCCCUCGGUCCCACACGCGAGGAGGCAUCUCAUCCAGAGCCAGCAGACCUGGCUUGUAGUUUGCCUCUAAUCUCCAGACUCUUGAGCCACUCAUCUUUAUACAGUGCAACAAACUGCAACCCUUUGCAGCAUCCGUGCCCACUGAACAGUUUUGUUUUACAGAAGUAGCAGAUUCUUUUUCAUAUUUUGCUGCUUUUGUAAUAUUUUUGUGAAAGCCCUAUUUUUGUAUUUCACAAACUGGCUUAUGAGGCUGCCAAACACAAAUAAUUUUCAACAGUAACUCCAUCUUCAUGUACAGUAUGAGCUGCAUACAUGGACCUUUGUACUAAGUACGUAUGAUGUGAAUAUGUAUAUACCUAUUUAUAUGUUAAUGUACUGUAUAUUAUCCUCUGGUGUGUUGUUGUACUGGGAAACGGCUAUGCAGGGAAUAACACAUCCACCCGACAGGAUUACAGAGGAUAAAAAGCACUUUUUUUCCUCUGAUGCUACAUCAGAGUUUGGUACUGUAUCUUUUAUAGGGACACAAUUUUCAGCCAUCCUGUGUAUAAAAUGAGCAUUUAUCCAUGGCUUCUUUGCAUAUCAUAAUGCACGGGAGAAAAAAAUAAAACAAGAUAUGCCACCUUGCUCUCUGUGAAAGCUUAUUUAAAAUCAUAGGAGGGGCUGUGGGUGUAAGGCUGCAACUACACUAAAGGAAUACAAGAGGCAGUGAUAUUAUGUGUAAAUAGCUUGUCAUGUAUGUACAAAGUUUUGUAAGGAAUGUGACGUUUAAUCUAAGCCAAGCCAAGCGGGGGUGCACUAACGGUAACAUCAGGGUUGCUGCAAAAAAGGAUUGUUUAUAUGUAAUCAGACAUGCCACAAAGCUUGAAUUUUUUUCAAUGCAUUUUCUUUGAACCUCUUUUAUAAAAAAAUA